This is a messenger RNA of Cydia splendana, 4830 nucleotides long. RefSeq lists its product as uncharacterized. Gene Ontology annotation, biological process: regulation of transcription by RNA polymerase II. Bases 879 to 4025 code for a protein of 1048 amino acids. Gene Ontology annotation, molecular function: RNA polymerase II cis-regulatory region sequence-specific DNA binding; DNA-binding transcription repressor activity, RNA polymerase II-specific. Gene Ontology annotation, cellular component: nucleoplasm. The transcript has a single exon. The record is from RefSeq and is a predicted model, not a curated record. NCBI's taxonomy places the organism in Eukaryota, Metazoa, Arthropoda, Insecta, Lepidoptera, Tortricidae.
CGCAGGGCUCUGUCCGCCCGCAUUGUAAGGGUGGGUGCUAUCGCUAUCCUACUCGGACGCAGCAUCACCGGACAUUUCGACCGGGCAUUUCAAUUUUGAGAAAGAGUAGGACCAGCCGCGUCCCCCGCACUCCGUGCCCCCGUGUGUGCCGUCUCACUCGCUCCAAGGACACACAAAAGGACGAAGGAGCGAUAACUUCAUCACAGCGUGGCGCUCUCACUCGCACGCACGCCUUGGUGGGGGACGACGUUGCGAAUUGUUAUUGAAGUCAUGCCCCCGAAGGCGACUUCGGGAAGGCUGUCAGUUGCUACUAAACGUCCGCUCGCAACGUUCGUACCCAGGUGACCCGUGUGGCCUCCGCUCUAAGUGUCGGCAGCUUAUGCACUACAAACUAUAUCGUCACGCAUCUCCGGGUUUCAAACAAGUGCCAAUUGUUAUCUGUUUGUUAACUUUGUGAUAAAACAUUUAAGACUUUGUGAACUCUUCCUUACGUGCUAAUAAAUAAUUUUAGACAAACUUUAAUAUAUAACAAAACAAGUGCUACAAAGUAAAGUGUUAUCGGAGUGCUGCAGUCGUGAAUUCGGACCGCUCGGUUGACAGUUUGUUUUGCCGGCGCCGAGCCAGGCGAGUGUUUACGCCGCGCACGUGGUGCGCCGCCCGCCCGCGCGCGGAAAUGCCGCGAAAAACUUUCUUCGACAACAUCGCCGUAGUAUAAGUCGAGUUGAGACGAGGGGUGACGGGCCGCGACCAUGACUUUUACCUGUAGCGCCUGAUUGAUGCAGUGCGGACUUCAUGUACGUCGAGACGAAGACUGUUGCUUUUUUAUUAUUUUUUUUUCGUUGGAGGAGACGGUGCUCUCCGCUGGGUUGAUGAUUUAAAUGGCUAACAGCAGCGCAGUGUCGUCGACCUUACCGUCGAGGGAUUAUCAUUGUGAAGUUUGUGACCUUUACCUGGACACUGUUGAUUCUUUAAAGGUACAUGUACAAUACCACAAAGAAAAUUUAUAUGCGAAGUGGAGUACGCAAAACUCACAAAAUGAUAGUGAAAACAACAACGGUACAAAAGUGAAGAACGAGACGACCGUGUCGGCUCCAGCCGACUCGAGCGACAAUAUGAUCACGAAGCCGAGUCCGGAGUUCCAGCAGCGCGCCACGCCGGAGACCUCGGCGCAGUUCCCUCACCCAGCGACACCCCAGAGCUACCACAGCGCACCUUCGCCCUACCAAAACCCGGAUCAGACCAAUUUUUCACCGGGGCCACAGUUCGGUAACAACUACUCACAUUCUGGGUUUCCUCAAGGCCAACAUCCUGAUCAAAUAAAUUGGGAACAGUCACAAUAUAACCAAGAUUACCAUAAACCUAAUCGCUUCCACCCAUACAACAUGCAAGAAAGGGUUUCGCAAGUGUCAUCUUCGAGUCCGCUGUAUGGGCAGCCACUAAAUCAGCCGACGCCGUCGCCGUCCCCGAACCAGUGCGAUAAAUGUGGCUUUGUGUGCGACUCCGCGGUGCAGCUCAACGAACACUGCAACUCUGCUCACGCGGGUUCUAGUGCUACCGCCUCCUCCGCUUCCAUGCCUUUUCAACAAUUUCCACCGAAACAGUAUAACAAUUCCGGCUACCAGAACGAUAACACAAAGAUUAAAGAAGAACAUGAAGAGUCGUCUGAUAUACUGGAUUUGGAUUCUCAAAAAGUUGUUUAUCAAGGAAAUGAAGGUGAGCAACCUAAUUCUUCUUAUGAUCAAACUGCCCCUCAAGGGCGUGAAGUGAAUCCACGUACUGUACCUAUGAUGCCAUGGGAAACACAAAAGCUGUACAGCAAUCCACAACUUAAUGGGGACGUUUCUUUAUUUAAAGAUCAGAAAAUGUUUGGUGAUAAAACUUACGCAGCUGACACUAAAAUGUUUCAUCAAGAACAAAAAUUCCCUUAUGUGCAAGACAAAUUUCUUGCUGUUCAUCACGACCAAAAGCCAUUUAUGCACGUUGAGCAAAAAAUAUACCCCGGUGUUCAAAUGCCGCCACUGACCGAUUAUUCUGGGACCGUGGCUUCUUCCAAUCCUGAUAUGAAACCUCCGUAUCGACCAUAUGACUCACCUACGGCGCCGCAAAUAACAAGCACACAACCGACAAACCCAGCAUCCUCGGCCAUGCCCUCUAUGGGUGGAAAAGGAGCCAACUGGAAAUCGAAUGAAGCACGGAGACCCAAAACCUACAACUGUACUGCUUGCAACAAAUGGUUUACAAGCUCGGGUCAUUUGAAACGACACUACAAUACCACAUUACAUAAAAAUGCAGUAAGAUCUUCUGGUCAGCCUGACCCAGCUACUAUGCCGAUCUCAAAUCAUCACCACCCGAGCCGCGAAACGUUACAAGCGCGUGCCGCGCAACAGGCCGCCGACUCCAACACGCAGAGCCCCGUCCCCUCCGAAGACGGGCGCAGCGUGGACGACGCUGCGCUGCAGUCACCGUACGCUUCGCAAAGCUUCGACCGGUCUCAUCGUGUCGCCUCAAUGCAGUCCAAGUCGCCGUACACGCAUCUUCAACAGGGUAAUUUAGAUAAUAAUUUCAGUAAUAAUCCAUUAGCCAAUCACCCUUUACAGCAUCAGGCCGGUUCUCAUCCGCUCAACAUAGGUAGUCAACUGCCUGGCAUAGGUAAUCCGGCAGACAAUAAUCAUCAGGGUACCAAGGGAGUCCCUAUUACUACAUCAGGGAAUCCCCCAAACGGGGAAGCAGGUCCCUCUGUUUCUCAAAAUCACCAUAUGAGGGGCCUGCUAUCAGUGUCAACCAGCAAUAUUUCAACUCCAGCUCUAACUCAGACUACGCCGGCGCUUACACCGCACACGCUGCCGCCGUUCAGUCAUUUGGGUGUCAACCCGUACAACCCGAGGUCUACGGAUCCUUUGGGGGGUUCGGUUCCGGACCCCACGCACACCCCAUUAUAUUUGGGUCAGAAUUUUCAGCAGACUAUAGCGCCGAAUUACCCAAACGGGAUGGCCCCCCACGUUAUGGAUAUGGCUAUCAACAACCUGCCUAUAGCCAAUCCAGCUACUUUUGGUGAAUCGUCACCUGAAACAGCUGAAGUAAUGGAACACGACGCAUCGAACCAAUCUGCCAGCGUGCGAUUGCCGAGCUUCGCACAGCUGCAGACGCAGCGGUUCGGCGUGUACGUUUCCAACUAUAUAACAUCGCCUAACGUGGGGGGUCAAGUUAUUGCUGAUGAGUCUUCCGCCGGUUACAUUAUUGUGGAUCCGGUUCACGCUCCCUUGCAAUAUACGAAUAUCGAAAUCGGUGGACAGAGUAUGGAUUAUGAAUAUAGUUUAGCGCCCCGACCAGUUAAAGAAGUCGUUUCUUAUAAUCCAGAUAAUUUAAAGAUAUAUCCAUACGGGUACGCGGUAGGAGGGAAAACGAUAAAACGUGAAGACGAUUUUAUGCGUACAGACUCAAGUGAGCUUCAAAUAUUAAAAAUAGAGGAUAUCAUGGAUUACGCAAAUAAAGAAAACUAUAGUACGCAAAUGAAAUCACCAGCUAGUCCUGAGAGCGCAAAAGCUGAGAAUGAAAGCCGAAGUUCUCCAUUAAUUUCUUCAACGGUUCCUAAUACUCCACUGUCGGAGAGGAACCAGCUGAAGAAGAGCGCGCCCGUUACGGUGCACAAAUGCUACGAGUGCGACAAGUUGUUCAACAAGGCCUGCUAUCUGACGCAGCACAAUAAGACUUUCCACUCGGGAGCCAAGCCCUUCAAGUGCGACCGCUGCGGCAAGCGCUUCUCGGACGAUGUCUCUUAUGAUUGCCACUACAUGAAGCACACAGACAAUAAACCGUUCAAGUGCAACGAGUGCCCUAAAUCCUUUAACCAUAAAACUGAUCUGCGCCGGCACAUGUGCCUGCACUCCGGCUGCAAGCCCUUUGCUUGCGAUCACUGUGGUAAAGGGUUUAUAAGAAAGGAUCACAUGAUAAAGCACUUUGACACUCAUAUUAAGAAAAACUUGCGCACCUCUUCCUCGCCAUCGUCUUCAACAUCACCAUCGUGAAUGACCUGCGUAGUUUUCACAUCGUCCCCGUCAAGGACAAAGUAAAGUUGUCGUGUAGACAUAUCAUUUGAAAUUUACAAAGUAGCAACUUUGCAAUAUAGUUAAACUUUUGAAGUAGGGUCGUAGGUUAUUAACGUUAGAUCGGACCGUUUCGUUGUUCGUGCCGUGGCGAUGAUUAUGCGCCGCCCGGGCCCCGGGCAGCGCUGCGGCCCGCGGGCCGCGUCGCGGGGGCAAACAUCCAGUUCGCUGGCUCACUUUUUUGUUGUUCAUUCAACCUAACCUUGUUUUCGGUGCAAGGUGACUUUACAUGCCUGGGCGUCUGAGCUCUUAAACAUGUAAUUAUAUGACGGAAUAUUAUUCCGCGCUAAUAAUUUAGCAGACCCGUAACCAUAUCAAUUUUAUACAUAUGAACAUCGACAAAAUAUCAAAGUUAUUAGAAAAUUUUUCAUUAUUCUAUGAGCGGACAAUUUAUAUACUAUAUUCAUUAUACAUUGUUUUACUAAGUAUAUACAUAUUAUGCUACUUCGACGUUUCUUGGUUGUCAUGUUAAUAAGAACGUACAUCGCGUUUUGUACACAAGUUAAAAUAUUUUUUUUUGUAAAUAUUUUGGGACUUAUUUGCCAGACAUUUUAUGAUCAUAGACUUAUUAAUUAUAAGAGAUGACUUUCUUUUGUUUAAGUUUUAAAAAUAAACGUGUAACCAAACAUGGCAUUAUUAAGUAGAACAUUAUCAACAUCCACAAGUCAAUAAAGAUCACAAUCCAGUGAGUGCGUAGCGCAUGCGAGGCGCGCGGCGCGUCGCGUCG